GUGUACACAGCUGCACAUUAUCGACCAUGAAACCACCUACUCGGCUUUAAAUUGGUCCUUACUUUUAAUGUUUAAUUUCCCCCCUCCACUUCUCCUUCUCCUUCUGCUCCAUCUCCAUCUUCGUUUUCUUGUUCUAUUUUCUUCUGCCGGCUGGCACACAAGGAAAUAGUGCAUUGAUUGCAGCCACCAGCUGGCAUGGAGCACAGACUGUGGGUGUCAGAGGAGCAUAGCAGGUCCUGUACAACCUUGAAGAUAAAGAAGGAAUGACAGGUGUCCACUAUAAACAAGGCUGGAGACCCCCCUAAAAAGAUCUCUAGACCUCUGGAGUGCAAACACAGGCUUUGGCUGCCAGAUGCUGGGGAUAAUGGAUAGGACUGCGGAAGGAAAGAUGGAGAGGUGUAUGCAGCCAGCCUCGCAGACAUUCAAGUUGUGGCAGGUCGGUAGAUGAUGAAGUGAUGGAGAUGUUAGGAGGCCGUGGCCAUUGUGAUGCUGGGUGGCUGUUACUCUGGAACUGCCAUCUGCCGAAAAGGGUGCUGUGUAAUGAUAUCCUCAGCCUGAAGGUGGCAGGAGACCCAGUGCUAACCCCUAACUCAGUGUGCCUGAGGCUGGCAGGCCUCAGUAAACGUCAGAUGCGUAUGUGUGUGCGGAGCCCCGAUGUGACAGCCUCCGCUCUGCAGGGGAUCCAGGUGGCCAUCCACGAGUGCCAGCACCAGCUCCGGGACCAGCGCUGGAACUGCUCCUCACUGGAGGGCCUUGGCAAGCUUCCCCACCACAACACCAUCCUCAACAGGGGUUUUCGCGAGAGCGCCUUCUCCCUGGCAUUGUUGGCAGCGGGUGUGGCUCACUCUGUGGCCUCGGCCUGCAGCAUGGGCAAGCUGCAGGGGUGUGGCUGUGAGGCCAAGCGUCGCCAGGACGAUGACAAGAUCCGGCUGAAACUCACACAGCUGCAGCUGCAGACCCUGCAGAAGGGUGGGGUAGGCCUCGGCAUAGCGCGAUCAUUACCCUCAGAGCGAAAUGGUCACCAUGGUGACCUGCCCGCUAACCUGCGCUCCACCCACCACUCCGCCCUGCUCAAGCCUUUACCAGAUGAGCUGAGCUCCAUGCAGGAGACCUGGGAGUGGGGGGGCUGCAGCCAUGACGUCCGUUUUGGGGACCGUUUUUCCAGGGACUGGCUUGACUCCCGCGGGUCUUCAAGAGACAUCCACGCUCGCAUGAGGAUACAUAACAACCGGAUGGGAAGACAGAUAGUGACUGACAACAUGAAGAGGAAGUGCAAAUGUCACGGAACAUCAGGGAGCUGUCAGUUUAAGACCUGCUGGCAUGUGUCUCCAGAGUUCCGGGUUGUGGGUUCUCUGCUCAAGGAAAAGUUCCUGUCCGCCAUCUUUGUCAACUCCCAGAACAAGAACAACGGGGUUUUCAACCCUCGAACAGGAAACAGCGCCAGCGGGGGUUCGGGGGGACUCAACGGAGGUCGUCGUCGAAGCAUGGCCAGAGAGCUGGUGUACUUUGAGAAGUCUCCUGAUUUCUGUGAGCGUGAUGCGUCCGUAGACUCUCCGGGCACACAGGGACGCAUCUGCAACAAAACCAGCUACAGCACAGACAGCUGCAGUUCGCUGUGCUGCGGCCGUGGACACAACAUCCUGAAGCAGACACGCAGCGAGCGCUGCAAUUGCAGGUUCCACUGGUGUUGCUACGUGCUGUGCGAAGAGUGUCGUCUCACGGAGUGGGUCAACGUGUGCAAGUAGGUUCCAGUUCUCCCAGUCCCGACUGCCUUUACCCAUCCAGGACUCAAGAUGGCGAGCCUGUCCCUUCCUCCUGUUGUUGGAGUGCUUGUUUUGCUUCUUGUGUAACUCUCCCAGAGAAUCUGUUUAUCCCCCCCUUUGCUUUUUUUCUGGUCCAUCAUCUGGGAUCUAUUUUCUCUUUGUAGCCGCUGUUAUUCUCAAAAUGCCAAGUCAGAGAUUGAAGAGGUGACUCAUGUCGUUUGUCUUGCCAUAGUCUGUUUAGAUGCUGCCCUCUCAGCCAUGAAAACGUCCUAUACCCCACCUUUUCUAUCCCACAAAACAACGACAAGCAACAACAGAGGACCGUUUCUAUUGCAAUGUCUACAUGCUGACUCAUUUCAUUGUACAGUAGCUGUGUAUUUUAAUGUGUACAUGUAUAUUUGUAAAUGUAUUAUUAAUAUUAUUAUUGUGUUGGA
Messenger RNA from Micropterus dolomieu (smallmouth bass), 2197 nucleotides. It is a transcript of the gene wnt10b, whose product is annotated as wingless-type MMTV integration site family, member 10b. The coding region runs from base 456 to 1745 and encodes 429 amino acids. The record is from RefSeq and is a predicted model, not a curated record. Gene Ontology annotation, cellular component: extracellular region. Gene Ontology annotation, biological process: canonical Wnt signaling pathway; cell fate commitment; multicellular organism development. NCBI's taxonomy places the organism in Eukaryota, Metazoa, Chordata, Actinopteri, Centrarchiformes, Centrarchidae. Gene Ontology annotation, molecular function: cytokine activity; frizzled binding. The transcript is spliced from 7 exons.